Messenger RNA from Amphimedon queenslandica, 1661 nucleotides. RefSeq lists its product as uncharacterized. The transcript has 6 exons. Lineage: Eukaryota; Metazoa; Porifera; Demospongiae; Haplosclerida; Niphatidae. The record is from RefSeq and is a predicted model, not a curated record. The coding region runs from base 507 to 1523 and encodes 338 amino acids.
CUGGGACUGGUAUUAUUGCUAAUCCUGGUAAUACUCCAGCCCCUGCUGGCACUAGGACCUGUAUCUCAAGAACUGGUGUUGGAUAUUCAGUCCGUCUUGUCUGCAAUCUAUCAUACAACAAUAAGUCAGUGUCUGAUGUUACUUUCUCUUGGUCCACUCCUGGAGGAGGCAGUCAAAGUGGUUCUACCAUUACAGCUAGUUCUAUUGGAGACUAUACUUGCACUGCUAGUAAUCCGUGUGGAAGUAGUCAAGCAACAACUGAAGUUCUUGGUCGUGUAGAGCUGAUAAAAGGAGAAUCAUAUAUUUAUAUUGACCAAACAAUUAACAUAGGCUCAUGGCUCUGUAUCAAUUCAAACAUUUCAGUCACAGUCAACUGCAAUACAGCCUUUGGUACUAAUGUAACUAGAACAUGGCAUAGACGAGGCAGGGUCAUAAGUGGUGUUACUGGCAGCAGUUAUAAAGCUACGCUUAGUGAUGUAGAACGCGGUUGGCUCUAUUGUGAAGUUAUGAAUCCUUGUGGAAAGGAUGUGGCAUUUUCACCAAUUUUUGGUCAGGCUCCUGUCACUAUUAGGGGAAGGAUUUCAGUUCUUAAUAUAUUAGACAAUGGAUGCACUCGUCCCGGUAUAACCAAUACCACUGGUGAUCUUUGCCCUAUUGAGGGAGAGAGAGUUGAAAUUUCUUGUUCUACUACACGAGGAUACAUAAUCAGUGGACCUGGUGGAAGAAGUUCAGAUAGACCUCUUUUUAUAAGAAACUUUCAUCUAUCAGACUCAGGUAUAUACUUUUGUACAUCUACAUAUACUCGCUGUGGUGCUGCAAUGGAUUCUAUUGUUGUCAGUGGAUCAGGUGUGCCUCCUUCAAUUAGCACUAAUCUUCCUGCUACAACUUUCACUCUACCUUCAACAAUAAUGAAUGCUACAAUCCCUAUUGGAUUUGCCAUCUGUUUAUUAGACCAUCAGUUUGUUACCAUUGAUUGUAGGACUGAGAGUGGUACUGAGCCUAUUAGGUUUACAUGGACUGCUGCUUCAACUGGUAGUAGAGUAAUAGCAAAUGGAAUGAGAAUAACUGUUAAUAAUACUGACGUGUAUACUUGCAGUGCUACCAAUGCAUUUGGUACUUCUACUGCCAGCUCUACAGUUGAACAUACUCCUGCUGUUAAUGUAACUGGGGAAGUGGAGGGCAUUUUAGGGAAUGGAUGCUCCGGAACUGACACUCGUAAAAGAAUAUGUGCUGAAGUUGGAUUGAGUAUCACCAUAAUGUGUGCUGUGGGCCCUGGUGACACUUAUACCAUCACUGGCCCAGGGGAAUCAUCUAAUAAUGUACCACUAGCAUUUACUGUUGCUGAUAACAAUUAUGGUGAUUUUACUUGUACUUCUACUAAUCCCUGUGGCAAUGUCACUGAUAUCAUUCGUCUGGAAAAAGCCGAUUGCUCUUGUUCUAUCCCCGAUGUAACUGUAUCUAUCCGAAAAGGUGGUAAUACUUGUGGUAAACAAGACAUUACUGUUAGUGUUAGUAAUAACUAGUUAUUUGUAUUUAUUCCUUAUUGUAAUUCAAUUGUUUGAGUUAGUUAUGUUGGCUGAGUAGAGUGAUUAUUACUUUUUUUUAAUAAUAUUAUUUGAUUGAAAUUAUAAUUGUGUAAGAGAUUGCAUUCCAAAACAUGA